Hydatigera taeniaeformis is the source of this 978-nucleotide messenger RNA. Lineage: Eukaryota; Metazoa; Platyhelminthes; Cestoda; Cyclophyllidea; Taeniidae. The record is from the annotation of a GenBank genome assembly.
AAACAGGAAAAAGGCGGAAAUGGUCACCAGGCCUUCGUCGGCUCCUCAGUUCGCGAUGUUGCUCUGUGUGUCCUCGACCCUUCGGAUUACUCUGCUGCAGCCUGGUUGGUUGCUUGUAGUGAGUAUCGGAACCGCGCCGAUCUCUGGCAGCGUACCGUAGCUGCUGUCUUCCUCACUUAUUGUCUUUCUCUUGGUGGCUAUCCAAUGGCGUGGUUUGGGGAGACGGACCUCUUCUACUCCCCUCCGGCUCCAAAAAGUCGUCCAAAUAGCCUUCCAGCAAGUUGGGUUGCGGCAUGCAUGCUUUAUCAUCUUCAAUCCGUCCCAGUCAAUGCGCAUGGCCACGCGGAUGAUGUCUUCUUCUCCCUCCAAAAUCUCUCCUCAUAUGCCAUGCGUGAAGUCUUCUCUGCCCUCUACCCAACCCUCUCCCUUGUCAACCAUUCUUGUGAUCCUUCAGCCUUCCGCACCUGCACUAGUCGAGCCACAUGUUUCCUUUCUGCUCUGCGGCCUCUGACUGCAGGCACAGAAGUCUUUGACUGCUACAUUGAUUGCUUCUCCCUCAAGCCGCGCGUUGAUCGUCGGCGUGAGCUUAGCUCGCAUUACCUCUUUCAGUGCGUCUGUGAAGCCUGCACCAAGGACUGGCCUACUCUUUCUGAUCCCAAGCGCCAUCAGAUGGAGUUUCUACGUUGUCCACAGUGCUCUGGUAUAGUGCAUCUGCCUGCGCGGCGCUGUCCCCACUGUCGAUCUACUCGGGCGCUAACGAGUUACAAUCAAUUGGUAAAUGUUGAAAUACCAAAGCAGAUGGAAUUGAUUUCCGAGGGUGUGGUUGGAGUGGAUGCAGUGGAAAUUGCAGGAGAACUCCUAAAAAAGCUGAACCAAUUAGUUCUGAGACCUGGGACUGUGUGGGACCAAGCUCAAGAGCUUUUUAAAAUGGUAGUGAAUUUUACCAGAGGCAGUUGGACACUUGAGCCAUCGAGUUGA